Messenger RNA from Paramecium sonneborni, 204 nucleotides. The record is from the annotation of a GenBank genome assembly. Lineage: Eukaryota; Ciliophora; Oligohymenophorea; Peniculida; Parameciidae.
AUGAAAAUUUCAAUUAAAUUAAUUUCAUAAGUUUAUUAAAGGAACAAUAAAAGGUUAAGAUUAUGGUAAUUUGCCAUUGAAUAUAAAGAUAACUUAUUAUUUUUUAGGAGAGUUUAUGAAGACUUUUCUAAAAUUGUGUCUGUUUAAAAACAUUGUGAUCAAAAUUCUGUUUUAACAAAUAAAAAAAAAUAAAAACUGAGAUGA